Molecule: messenger RNA, 799 nt
Organism: Uranotaenia lowii
Lineage: Eukaryota; Metazoa; Arthropoda; Insecta; Diptera; Culicidae
Product: phosphatidylinositol N-acetylglucosaminyltransferase subunit P-like
Exons: 1
Coding region: 66-662 (198 amino acids)
Source: RefSeq, a predicted model, not a curated record
UUCUAGUCAUUCGAUCGUUGAAUUUAGUGCCAAAACGGUGGAUUGGUGUCACAUUCCUCAACAGAAUGCCGGAACACACGCCAGUUCCUAGUCCUUCCCGGGCCAUUUAUGGAUUUGCGAUGUUUCUGUUGUUCAAAACCCUUUUUAUCCUUUACGUUCUGUGGGCUUUCAUUCCCACUAAAUUCCUAGACGGUUUAGGCUUAACCCACCUUCCGGAUAAAUAUUUCGCACUGUUCAUACCGAUUUUGCUGCUGGUUGCGCUUACAUUCUUCGUCUUUCUCGUCUACCCGUCGUUUUCAUUGGCCAUGACGCCGGAACCGGAUUCCCGAGAGUCGGUAACGGAUCGAUAUACGAUUGUGCGUUGUCAGUAUCAGUAUCCGGAUCGGCAACGGUGCAAUCAGAAAAUCGAUCAACCCUACGGAGAGAGUUGGGCCGUGAAGCCGUUCUGCUUGAAACAUUCGAUCCGCCGGGUUGCGGCGGCUUCGGAUUUGAGGGACAGCGGUCGGAUUGCUAACGUUUGUGAUUGUCCCGACAAGAGGCGCUGUUUGCUAAAGAAGGAUCCAAGCCAUCUGGGAAAAUUACGGACCCGAUCGAUGGUGCCAUCGGUGGCCGACUUGAGCCUGGUGGAUGUUAGUAGAGUUUUGUACAGGAAGAAAAUCUAAUUGAAAUUCGUCGCGAUCUUCGUUUGUUUCUGGGAAGAAAUCGAUAGCAAGAAUGCCAAAUAUAAUUAUAUCAAUCUUUUAACAGCUUUGUUGAUAACCAUUCCGAAUUGGUCAUUUGAACGCUUAUGCGGAGCUUA